GAUGGAAAAAAAAGUUGGGAGCCGUUGCAAAGACUAAAAUCCCGACGACCAUUUUUGGACUGCACCUGGACCAAAACAAACAAGCUCAAGUUCAACCCCCAGUGACAGCCGCCCCCCACCCCCGUGACCACCGUGCAGGCCCCGAGGGUGCCACACGUCCCCACCAGGCUGUGAGGGAGGAGGCACCUGGCUGGGGGCUGCACCACCACCACCACCACCGGCAGGAGGGGCCAUGAAGCAAGGGGAUGGCAUGGGGCCACUCCACGAUGGCCCCCUUGAAACCAUCACGGUGACGGCACACAGUGACUCGGAAGAGGAAGAGGAGCUGGUCACCAUCACUGCUGAGGCCACACCGCCGCUGCAGCAGCAGUGCUGCAACCAUGUGGUGGUGGAGGCGCUGCCCACCAUACUGGUGACGGACAUCACCAAUGCCAGCCUGUGUGGGGGGGGCACCCCUCCCUGUGUGUCUGGGGUGACCACCACCACUCAUGACAGUAACCCAGGGUUGCCCCACCACUCCACCACCACCACCACCACUGCCACUACCUCCAUCACCACCACCACUACCUCCAUCACCACCACCACUGCCACUACCUCCAUCACCACCACCACCACUACCACCACCAGCCAAUAUGACGCUGUAAUCCCAUCAGUCAAGACUCCUGCCCCUCCACAGUGGCCCCGGCCCCGGCCCCGAGGCACCACACCCACACGACUCACCAUCAAGAAGAGGGUAGUGCCAACCCCUCCUGGCAUUGCGAGGGGCAUUGGAGGGGUGGUGCGCGGAACACAGAGGGGGGAGCACAAGGCCACAGAUGCCCCUUCCUCAGCAUUCUGUGGAGUCAAGACAACCCUACUCCCUGCCCCUGCAGCACAGCCCCGGCAGGGUGUGGGGGGCAGCACAGCCAGUCCCCCCACACUCUGCACCUUCUGUGGGGAUGUCCUGGGUGCUGGGGAUGCCCCCACCAGCCUGUACCUUCAAUCUCCCCUCCCCCACAGCCUGCUGAGUGUCCCCAGCCUCCUGCAGGCCCUGGGUGUGGCUCCAGUGGGUGGCACCAGCCAGGCCACAGUGUGCCAGGAAUGUCAGACACUGCUGCAUGAGGGGGACGAGGCCUACCACCACCUGCUGCAGGUGACGGCCAGCAUGAGGCGGCGCUGGCCAGUGGUGCCGCCAGGGUCAGCGGCGGCUGCCACGACCUGGGGUGGCAGGAAGGUCCGCCCCAUCCUGCCCAAGCCGCUGGUGGCCCCCGAUACUGCUGUGACAUGUGACCUGUGCUGGGCUGUGCCAGGAGACUGGCGGACACAUGCUGCCAUGCACCACCGCCUUGGUCCCCGCUGGAGGAGCUCCAGGCUGCUGGCAGCUCUCAGGGCGUGUCUUGCCGAGGAGCUGAGGUGGGGCAGUGGCCGGCGGGGGGCACGUCGCUGCCCUGCCUGUCCCUACACUGGCCCCCAGCGGAAAGAUUUUGUUGAACACCUGCAGCAGCAUCAUCGUGUGGCAGCAGGUCAUGGCCUGCUGGCACCUCUGGGCAGGGCUGAGGGGCAGGGGCAGGGCAUGGCAGGCCAGCAGCAGGGAGAUGGAGAGGCUGCUGGCUUGGUGGAGGGGCGAGUGGAUGUGCUGAAGGGUGAGAAGGCAGGGUUUGAGGAAGUAUCGGUAGUGAAGGAGGAGGAGGAGGAGGAGGAGGAACCAGUACAAAAUAUAUUAUUAGCCACGGCUGAAGAAGCCAAGGAUGUGGUGACGGUGAAGCAGGCGGAGGACAGGCACUGGGACGGGAGGCUGGACCAGUGUGUGUUGGGGCAGGAUGUAGCGGAGGCGCACGGUGAGGCAGAGGGAGACAGUGUUGAGGAGCAGCAGGAGGCUGGGCACACCCAGGACAUGUGCCUCAGUGGACCGGGGGGUGACGGGGCCCAGGGCCAGAGCCGGGGCAGCCAGUGGAGGUGCCGCGUGUGUGCUGCCACCUUCACCUCCCAGCAAGACCACGACCUGCACAAGGCUGCCUCACACCCUGGCUCGGUGCGGGCAGGUCGGAGCAGGACCAGGCCUGCCCCGGCCCCCAGCCCAUCACAAGGGGGUGCUGCUGCUUCCGCUGGGGACCACCAGAGCCAGGAGUGCCUUCAGGAGGGUGCCAUCGUCAUCAUGGAGGGUGACGGCUGCGGCAGCGUGACCCACCGCCGCUUGGAGCCCCCACAGGGCACGCUGCCCCAGCCUGGGGGUGUCAUAGAGCUGGUGUGUGGGCCUUGUGGGGAGGUGUUUGGGAACAGGCCAGCAUUGGUGCGGCACCAGCGGGCAGCUCACCCUGGGGUGGCGGCUGCAGGGGAUGGGGGCAGUGAGGUGCUGGUGGAGUGCCCGCUGUGUGGCCGCCGCGUGUCUGGCCUCCCUGCCCUGCGCCUCCACCAGGCCCGCGUGCACGGCCGCCCCACACAGCCGCCACAGCAUUACCGCUGCCGCCUCUGCCUGGCCCAGUGCCACACGCGGGCACAGCUGGAGCGACACAUGCGGGAGCGUCACGGCGCCCCACCGCCGCCGCCACCGGUGCGCUGCGACCAGUGUGGCAAGACCUACAGCGCACGGUACAUUGACGUCCACGUGGCCAACAUGCAUGGCGAUGCGGGGCGCUUCCCCUGCACCUUCUGCCCCAUGCGGUUUGGGGUGCGGGCCAGCCUGCGGGCACAUGUGUCCCUGGAGCACGCCAACACCACCUGGGCCUGCCAGGAGUGCUCGCUGCAGUUUGCGAAGUACCACCAGCUGCGGCAGCACCGCCUCUACGUGCACAGCCGCGCCGAGCACCGCUGCCCGGAGUGCCCGCGCUCCUUCAAGCGCCGCUGUGACCUGACGGAGCACGCCAAGCGCCGGCACCGCGAGCGCCCGGCACGGGAAUGUUCCUUCUGCCCCAAGGUGUACAGUGACAGGAAGCGGCUGCGCAUGCACCUCAUGAGGAAGCACGGCGUGGCCUGGGAGGACACCCUCGCCCAGGGCUACGCCUGCCGCCAGCGGGAGAACAAUUGUCUACGGCGCCGGCAGCAGCAGCAACAGCCCCGCAGCCCUCGCCUGCCCCUCCGCCAGCAGCAUCAGGCAGCAGAGGGUGUGGCGGGGGAGGCCGUGGCCGUGUUGGGGGAGGAGCAGCCAGAGUACAGUGUGGUGGAGCUGACCGAGGCGCCGCACCCUCUCACCGACACCAUCAGCUACAUCAUCCUGGAGGAAGCCUAAGACACCACCAUGCCUCCCUCCUCCCUGAUGGCAAGGUGUCCUGCUGGUGUCUGUUCUCCUCAGUGCCCCUUCCGGUGAGGCCGAGGGUUGCCUUGUGCAGUGGGGCUGUUUUGUAACACUUGUGACACUGUGCCUCCCAAGUGUUCCUGCAGCACUGGACUGACACAUGAGUAAAGGUUCAUCACAGAGCUAA
Eriocheir sinensis (Chinese mitten crab) is the source of this 3398-nucleotide messenger RNA. RefSeq lists its product as uncharacterized. The record is from RefSeq and is a predicted model, not a curated record. Gene Ontology annotation, biological process: regulation of transcription by RNA polymerase II. Gene Ontology annotation, molecular function: RNA polymerase II transcription regulatory region sequence-specific DNA binding; DNA-binding transcription factor activity, RNA polymerase II-specific. Lineage: Eukaryota; Metazoa; Arthropoda; Malacostraca; Decapoda; Varunidae. The transcript has 2 exons. Bases 233 to 3205 code for a protein of 990 amino acids. Gene Ontology annotation, cellular component: nucleus.